Rhododendron vialii is the source of this 1113-nucleotide messenger RNA. RefSeq names its product probable 6-phosphogluconolactonase 2. The transcript has 4 exons. NCBI's taxonomy places the organism in Eukaryota, Viridiplantae, Streptophyta, Magnoliopsida, Ericales, Ericaceae. Gene Ontology annotation, molecular function: 6-phosphogluconolactonase activity. The record is from RefSeq and is a predicted model, not a curated record. The coding region runs from base 154 to 960 and encodes 268 amino acids. Gene Ontology annotation, biological process: carbohydrate metabolic process; pentose-phosphate shunt.
AACACGAAAGCUUAGGAGCAAGCGAACUCCUUUGUCCCGGGCCAAUACCACCGGGCCAGCCCUUUGUGCAAUGAUGUAUGUAUAUAUAGUACAUUCCAUUGGUACCCAAAUCACCUCGUCGUCAAUUCCUCACUUCCUUCUUCUUCCUUAAGCAUGGCUCUUUAUGGGGCUGAUAAUGGUAGAGGGGAGUUGAGGAUUCAUGACAGUAUAGAUGAGCUUAGCACAGAUUUGGCUGACUAUAUAGCGGAAUUAUCAGAUGCGUCGGUGAAAGAGAGGGGUGUUUUUACCAUUGCUUUAUCAGGCGGUUCUCUCAUUGGCUUGAUGGGAAGACUUUGUGAAGCUCCUUAUAAGAAGACUGUUGACUGGGGCAAGUGGCACAUAUUUUGGGCCGAUGAGCGCGUUGUAGCGAAAAGUCAUGCCGAGAGCAACUACAAGCUUGCCAGAGAUGGCCUUCUAUCAAAGGUUCCCAUCAUUCCGAACCAUAUCCACUCCAUCAACGACUCAGCAUCAGCAGAACAAGCCGCCGAGGACUACGAAUUCGUCAUCAGGCAGCUCGUCAGAACCCGUGUGAUCAGCGUGUCAGAGAUCAAUGACUGCCCGAAAUUCGACCUCAUAAUCCUCGGAAUGGGUCCUGAUGGACAUGUUGCUUCAUUGUUCCCCAACCACUCCGCUCUCAACGAGAACGACGAGUGGGUUACUUUCAUCACCGACUCCCCCAAGCCCCCGCCCGAGCGAAUCACUUUCACCAUGCCUGUCCUCAACUCGGCGUCCAACGUGGCCGCGGUCGUGACUGGAAUCGGAAAAUCAGAGGCUGUACACUUGGCGAUCGAUAAUGUGGGGCCUAACUGCCCAUUGUUGCCAGCGAGGAUGGUUCGGCCUAGUAAUGGGAAGUUGGUGUGGUUUUUGGACAAGUCAGCUGCCUCAGAACUUGACAAUUUUUCUCAGUUUUCUCAAUCCUAGUGUAUGUUUGUACUUGGUUCUUUUUCCUUUUCUGGGUUUCUUAUGUAGGUUUUGGUUGUUUGUCCUCGUUUUAUCUAUUGUGUUGGGAUAGGGGGAAAGUGUGGCUAUACCUUUGUCUUGUUUUGUUAGAAGAGGUUGACAAGUUUGGGCUUA